Malassezia pachydermatis is the source of this 831-nucleotide messenger RNA. Its product is annotated as dna glycosylase. Bases 1 to 831 code for a protein of 276 amino acids. The record is from RefSeq and is a predicted model, not a curated record. Gene Ontology annotation, molecular function: mismatch base pair DNA N-glycosylase activity. NCBI's taxonomy places the organism in Eukaryota, Fungi, Basidiomycota, Malasseziomycetes, Malasseziales, Malasseziaceae. Gene Ontology annotation, biological process: base-excision repair, AP site formation. The transcript is spliced from 3 exons.
AUGCCCAUCCCCCCCACGUCGUCUGGCAGAAAAGCAGCUCGCACAGCACAUCACAUAACCAAAGCAGAACCACGUACACGUGUUACUUCGCCGUACUUUCAUGACGAAGGCACACAACGCUUGCCCGACUAUCUUGUUCCGAACCUGGACGUGGUCUUCUGCGGGAUCAAUCCAGGCACGGAAUCGGGCGCUCAACGUCGGCACUAUGCACACAGAUCGAAUCAUUUCUAUCGCUGUGUACAUGCGGCCGGCCUUACCGCACGUCUGUAUACGCCGCAGGAGGAUCAUUUGUUUCCCCAUGCAACACCCUAUCGUCUGGGCCUGACCAACCUAGCACAUCGGCCUACUGCUCGCAGUGAGCAGCUCACACGUGCGGAGCUAGAGCAGGGAGUGGUACCUCUUCUUCGGAAAGUAGGUGAAUACUAUCCACGCAUCGUGUGCUUUGUCGGGAAACACAUUGCUGAAGUGGUGCUUCGUAUCGUACGAAAGACUUAUACCCUCACAUCUCAUACCUGGAACGGUCCACCUGAUCUCCUUUGUGCGGAUUCUGCGAUGUGCACUGAGCCUACCACCUCCGCGGUGUCGCAGCGUGAUCGUGGGUACGGUCUUCUCCCUUUGUGCAUUCGUCAUGCGCAUGGGUAUACGUACUUGUUCGUCACACCGUCGACUAGUGCACGUGUCACGCAUCACCAGCUGGACGGCAAAAGUCGGAUUAUGUCGUACCUUGUCCCUAUCCUCUCAAGCUUGGGCGAGAACUCUACAAGUAACACGACGUCGACUCCGUAUGUCAUUCCAUGCUUGGAUAUCUCUACGUCCUCACUACGAACGUGA